Molecule: messenger RNA, 2113 nt
Organism: Hevea brasiliensis (rubber tree)
Lineage: Eukaryota; Viridiplantae; Streptophyta; Magnoliopsida; Malpighiales; Euphorbiaceae
Product: cytochrome P450 CYP749A22-like
Exons: 5
Coding region: 403-1950 (515 amino acids)
Molecular function (GO): heme binding; iron ion binding; monooxygenase activity
Source: RefSeq, a predicted model, not a curated record
CCCAUACACCGGCCAUGUUUGUCUCCAUGCCUAGCCCAUCUGUACACCAGCCAAAAUAUCUGCAAAUACAGCAUGGUUCUCUGUGAAUAGACAAGCUACGAUAUUAGGAAUACAAUGUUUAGCUAACAACAAGCAAAUAUGUAAUAAAAUGGUAUCAUAGCCCACCUACUUUUUCUUGGUCUUGGCUUAUGUCAAGCCGGCUGGCUUCAACUUCUUGUCUGCUAGACAUCCAAAUGCCAGUGUUAAGCACCAACUCUAAUGUCAUCUUUCUUGCCUGGAGGUAUCUAGAGCCAAUUACUAAGGCAUAUACUAGACGCUGAAGAUUCCUGAGCCCUUUAAAUCACUUGGACUUCCUAGCUGGUCUAUUUGUAAGCUUUCAGUGUCGGGAAACAAUCUGUGGUUAUGGUGAUGGGAACACUGAUAAUGUAUCUAUCAUGCUCUCUGUGCUUAUUUCUUCUCUUAAUUCUCAACAAGUUCAUCACUAAAGUAUGGUGGACUCCAAUUCGCGUUCAAUCUUUCAUGAGUUCACAAGGAAUUAGAGGCCCUUCUUACAGAAUCCUCCAUGGAAAUACCAAAGAGAUCAUGAAUAUGAGAAAUGAAGUCUUGAAAAGUUCUCCCAUGGAACUGUCUCAUCAAUUGCUACCAAGAGUUCAACCUCACAUUUAUUCAUGGAUAAAGCUAUAUGGGAAGAACUUCCUUUGCUGGUAUGGUCCUCAAGCUCAGUUGAUGGUCACAGAACCUGAGCUGAUUAAAGAAGUACUUAGCAAUAAAGAUGGAGACUACCCCAAAAUACUAUUUGAUGCUUAUAUGAAAAAGCUCUUAGGGAAUGGAACUGUGACUGCCCAAGGAGAAAAUUGGGUUAAUCUACGUAAAUUAUCCAAUCACGCUUUCCAUGCUGAGUGCUUGAAAGGCAUGAUUCCUGCAAUGAUAACAAGUGUGGAAAUGAUGCUUGAAAGAUGGAGACACCAUGAUGGGAAGGAAAUUGAAGUAUUCCAAGAAUUCAAGGUCUUAGCCUCAGAAAUAAUUUCCAGGACAGCUUUUGGAAGCAGCUACUUGGAAGGGGAGCAGAUAAUUGAUAUGCUAACAAAAAUUGCACACCUCAUUUCCAAAAACCGUUACAAAAUUAGAAUUCCUGGAGUUGGAAAAUUUGUGAAAACAUGUGAUGAUGUUGAAUCAGAAAAACUUGAACAAGGGAUACGAAACUGCAUCUUAAAUAUGAUAAAGAAAAGAGAAGAAUCUGUAAUUACAGGCCGAUUAGAAAACUAUGGAAAUGAUUUUCUUGGAUUACUUGUAAAGGCAAGUCAUGAUGCAGACAAAAGAAUGAAAUUAUCAGUUGAUGAUGUAAUUGAUGAAUGCAAGACUUUCUAUGUGGGUGGGCAUGAAACAACUACAAGCCUACUUGCCUGGACUGUUCUUCUUCUAGCAAUUCACAUAGAUUGGCAGGACAAAGCAAGAAAAGAGGUAGUUGAAUUAUUUGGCAAACAAAAUCCAACUCCAGAUGGCAUCUCAAGACUAAAGAUUAUGAGCAUGAUUGUGAAUGAAUCUCUAAGGCUAUAUCCUCCUGUUGUUAGUCUGGCAAGACAAAUCCACGAUAAAGUUGUGCUGGGGAAUCUAAUUCUUCCAGCAAAGGUUCAAGUCUCUAUUCCUAUUCUGGCAAUUCAUCAUGACCCUCAGAUAUGGGGAGAAGACGUUGAUCAUUUCAAACCAGAAAGAUUUGCACAAGGGGUGGCUAAAGCUACAAACAAUAAUAUAGCUGCAUUUUUGCCCUUUGGUCUGGGACCUCGAAACUGUGUGGGCUCAAAUUUUGCAGUCACAGAAGCAAAAAUUGCACUUUCAAUGAUUUUGCAGCACUACAGGUUUACUCUAUCCCCCACUUAUGUCCAUUCUCCAGCUUAUCUUCUCACAAUGAACCCAAAAAAUGGAAUUCAAGUCAAACUCCAAGCACUGUAAGCCCGGAUUCUAGAAUCCGCAGAAGUGCCAGUCCUUCUGAAGUCACUCGUAGAAACUACAGUCCGCCUGCUAUAAUGGAAGCUACCUUGUAUGUAGAAUCCACAACUCUCUGUGGAUAAAAACAUUCUUACCAUAUCAAUAUUGGUAUGCGUUUUGGUUUUAA